Molecule: messenger RNA, 1495 nt
Organism: Panicum hallii
Lineage: Eukaryota; Viridiplantae; Streptophyta; Magnoliopsida; Poales; Poaceae
Product: translation initiation factor IF3-4, chloroplastic-like
Exons: 10
Coding region: 84-992 (302 amino acids)
Biological process (GO): translational initiation; ribosome disassembly
Molecular function (GO): translation initiation factor activity; ribosome binding
Source: RefSeq, a predicted model, not a curated record
CUUCGCUUCUCGCGGCAAAAGCCCUCGAAGCAGAUAAGGCCGCCGUGCCCGCGGCCACCCGCCCCCGACCACCGCCGUCGGCCAUGGUCGGCGUCGCCGCAGGCUUCGCCUUCGCGCCGGCCGUGUCCCGCGCACCUUACAGGCCCGGCUCCGUCUCCCACGCACCGGGCCCCUCCUCGUCGGCGCGGUUCCCGGCCAGGCCGUGGGCGCGGGCGAGGUUCGUCGUGGUCGCGCGGUACUCGUCCUCGUACGAUAGCGAGGAGGAGGAGGAUGAGGAGGCGCUCGGAGGCGGCGGGUGGGGAAGGAGGGACCGCGGGCCCGACCCCGACUCCGACCCCGCCCUUGACAUUGAACGAAUCGAGUCCUCAACUGUAAGGCUCUUGGAUGAACAGAAAAGAAUGGUUGGCGUGGUAUCUGUAAACGAGGCAGUUCAAAUUGCAGAGGACAAUGACCUUAUACUGGCAAUAUUAUCAUUAGAUGGAGAUCCCCCAGUACUUCGACUCUUUGAGGAGAGAGAUUACAAAAAACACAAGUAUGAACAGCAGAAGAAGAAAAAGAUUCAGCAGAAAAGAUCUGUUGCAAAACGCAUGGGCUUGAAGGAGUUGAAAAUGGGAUACAACAUUGACGUCCAUGAUUACAGUGUGAGGCUUAAAGCUGCAAGAAAGUUUCUUAAAGCAGGCGACAAGGUUAAGAUAAUCGUGAACUUGAAAGGGCGGGAAAACUUGUAUAAAAAAGAAGCUAUUGAACUCCUGAGAAGAUUCCAAAAUGAUGUUGGUGAGCUAGCGACGGAAGAAAGUAAAAAUUUUGUAGAGAGGAAUAUAUAUCUGGUUCUUGUUCCCAAUAAGAUAGCGAUACAGAAAGAGCAGGAUGAGUUGAACAGAAAGGAUACUGCAAAAGAAAAGAACGACCAAUCAGACAGUGAUGAUGAACCUCUGACAGAGCAACUGGAGGAAAGUAAGGAGCCUGAGGCAGAAGUCUCGGCAAAUGUUUGAUUGAACUGUAAAGGCCAAGGGCGCUUGCUCAAAUUGAACAAGUAUCAUGCAGGUACAGCUGCUCUAUUGGUGCAGUUCUUGUAAAUACAAGGCUGGUGCAGUUGUACAACAAUUAUAUCUGUCUGACAUCAUCUCCACAAGCAUUCGGUUGGGCGCCUAGGCGAUCUGACAGAAUAGGGGCUUGAUGAUGUCCAUAAAGAACCUGGAGGAGCCUGCCACCAUCUCAGAUCUGGAGGAUGACACUUUGAGAGCUACCAAUCACUUUGCUUCGCACAAUUAAAUAUUGAAAGCGACACCAGUAGUGAUAGGAGAAGCAUUUUACUAUGAAAAUCGUCCGGGACGGUGUGCUUGGCACAUGAUUUUGAUUUUGCCUCGUCAUUUCCAGUUGUUGUAGAGAAGAUCGCGUGUAAGAGAGAAUGUGCUGCUCAUGAGUUCUCUGUAUAAGAAGUGAUAAUAUGAACGUGUUUUUCACCGCAUAAUAAAACCACUGGGGCUGAGCAAAA